Messenger RNA from Corapipo altera (White-ruffed manakin), 11405 nucleotides. RefSeq names its product neuronal cell adhesion molecule (gene NRCAM). Gene Ontology annotation, biological process: brain development; cell-cell adhesion. The coding region runs from base 335 to 5917 and encodes 1860 amino acids. The transcript is spliced from 33 exons. The record is from RefSeq and is a predicted model, not a curated record. Gene Ontology annotation, molecular function: cell-cell adhesion mediator activity. Lineage: Eukaryota; Metazoa; Chordata; Aves; Passeriformes; Pipridae.
ACAUAAAGACCUGUCAUACAGGGGAUAAGAAAGAAGGAAAAGAAAAAGGAUAGACCAUCUUGCUCAGAAGUUAUUUCUACAAAGUUGUUGCUUGAGAGUCGAGUGAGCAGUUCUUUGUAUUUUCUUUGAAGGAUCAAUAUUUCAAGAUGCAUGAAGCAGAAGGGUCUGACUGACAAGCUGCCUUGAUACACGUUUAUUCUAACUAUGACUGGAUUGACUGAAAGUUGCCUCAAAGAGUUUCUUGUCUAUAUUUACAUAACUGUUGCAAGCUACCUAGUCUGACGAAGUUGAACUUCAUUCUUCAAGUGUGAUUUACUCAGUACAGCCUAGAAUCAUGAUGAAAAAGAAGAGCAUACCUGCAAGUAAACCUUUCUUGAUCCUCUUUCUGUGCCAAAUUAUUUCUGCAUUGGACGUACCUCUUGACUCAAAACUUCUAGAAGAAUUGUCACAACCUCCUACGAUAACUCAUCAAUCUCCAAAAGAUUACAUUGUUGACCCUCGAGAGAAUAUUGUAAUACAGUGUGAAGCCAAAGGAAAGCCACCUCCUAGCUUCUCUUGGACACGCAAUGGAACUCAUUUUGAUAUAGAUAAAGAUGCACAGGUAACAAUGAAACCAAAUUCAGGGACCCUUGUCAUAAAUAUUAUGAAUGGUGGGAAGGCAGAAGCAUAUGAAGGAGUAUACCAGUGUACAGCAAGGAAUGAACGAGGAGCAGCCAUUUCCAACAAUAUUGUUAUAAGGCCUUCUAGAUCGCCUUUGUGGACCAAAGAAAAACUAGAACCACAUCAGGUUCGCGAAGGUGAUUCACUAGUACUGCACUGCAGACCUCCUGUUGGCUUACCACCACCUAUAAUAUUUUGGAUGGAUAAUGCUUUCCAAAGGCUGCCUCAAAGUGAAAGAGUUUCCCAAGGUCUAAAUGGAGAUCUUUAUUUUUCUAAUGUACAACCAGAAGACACCCGGGAGGACUAUAUCUGCUAUGCAAGAUUUAAUCAUACACAAACUAUACAGCAGAAACAACCCAUUUCUGUAAAAGUCUUUUCAAUGGAUUCAUUGAAUGACACUAUAGCUGCUAAUUUGAGUGACACUGAUAUUUAUGGUGCGAAGCCAGUUACAGAGAGGCAGCCCAUUCUUCUAACACCAACAGGUAGCACGAGUACCAAAGUGGAACUCAGAGGAAAUGUGCUUUUGUUGGAGUGCAUUGCAGCAGGAUUACCCACACCGGUAAUCCGCUGGAUUAAAGAGGGUGGGGAACUGCCAGCCAACAGAACAUUUUUUGAAAAUUUUAAGAAAACUCUCAAGAUUAUAGAUGUUUCUGAAGCUGAUUCUGGGAACUACAAAUGUAUAGCAAGAAAUACACUGGGUUCAGUUCAUCAUGUCAUUUCAGUAACCGUGAAAGCUGCCCCAUACUGGAUAACAGCACCCAGAAACUUGGUCUUGUCUCCUGGAGAAGAUGGGACAUUGAUCUGCAGAGCUAAUGGCAACCCAAAGCCUAGUAUAAGCUGGUUAGCAAAUGGCGUUCCCAUAGCAAUUGCCCCAGAAGAUCCUAGCAGAAAGGUAGAUGGUGACACCAUUAUUUUCUCUCACGUGCAAGAAAGAUCAAGUGCCGUCUAUCAGUGCAAUGCUUCUAAUGAAUAUGGAUACUUGCUAGCAAAUGCAUUUGUGAAUGUUCUGGCUGAGCCACCGAGAAUUCUAACUCCUGCUAAUAAGCUGUAUCAAGUCAUCGCAGAUAGUCCUGCAUUGCUAGACUGUGCUUAUUUUGGGUCACCUAAACCUGAAAUUGAAUGGUUUAAGGGAGUGAAAGGUAGCAUCUUGCGUGGAAAUGAAUACGUUUUCCAUGAUAACGGAACCUUGGAAAUUCCGGUGGCUCAGAAAGAUAGUACUGGUACAUACACAUGUGUAGCAAGGAAUGAAUUAGGAAAGAUACAAAAUGAGGUGCACUUGGAAAUUAAAGAUCCAACAAUGAUAAUUAAACAGCCAGAAUACAAAGUGGUUCAGAGAUAUGGCCAAGUUUCAUUUGAGUGUAUAAUAAAACAUGAUUCUACCUUACUACCAACAGUUAUAUGGUUGAAGGACAAUGAUGAACUUCCAGAUGAUGAAAGGUUUCUAGUUGGUAAAGACAACUUGACCAUUAUGAAUGUAACUGAUAAAGAUGAUGGAACAUACACUUGCAUAGUUAAUACUACUCUGGACAGUGUUUCAGCAAGUGCUGUGCUUACUGUUGUUGCUGCUCCCCCAACUCCAGCUAUCAUUUACGCUCGGCCAAAUCCACCCUUUGACUUGGAAUUGACAGGUCAGCUAGAAAGAAGCAUUGAACUUUCAUGGAUACCAGGAGAUGAAAACAACAGUCCCAUUACACACUUUGUAAUUGAGUAUGAAGAUGGGCUGCAUGAACCAGGAGUAUGGCAUUACCAGACGGAAGUUCCUGGAACUCAGACAACAGUACAGUUGAAGUUGUCUCCGUACGUCAACUACUCAUUCCGUGUGGUAGCUGUCAAUAAGAUUGGCAGAAGUCAACCCAGUGAACCAUCUGAGCAGUACCUGACAAAAUCUGCAAACCCUGAUGAAAAUCCUGCUAAUGUGCAAGGGGUAGGCUCAGAACCCGAUAAUUUGGUAAUAACAUGGGAGUCUUUAAAAGGUUUUCAGUCUAAUGGACCAGGACUUCAGUACAAAGUCAGUUGGCGCCAGAAGGAUGUUGAUGAUGAAUGGACAUCUGUUAUAGUUGCAAAUGUAUCUAAAUAUAUUGUGUCUGGUACACCAACUUUUGUUCCCUAUGAAAUAAAAGUACAAGCUUUAAAUGACCUGGGAUAUGCACCAGAGCCGUCAGAGGUGAUUGGACAUUCAGGGGAAGACUUGCCGAUGGUUGCUCCAGGCAAUGUGCAGGUUCAUGUUGUUAACAGCACAUUAGCAAAGGUGCAUUGGGACCCAGUUCCACUAAAAACUGUCCGAGGACACCUCCAAGGGUACAAAGUUUACUACUGGAAAGUGCAGAGUCUAUCCAGAAGGAGUAGGCGGCAUGUAGAAAAAAAGAUCUUGACUUUCAGGGGAAACAAGACUUUUGGAAUGUUACCAGGGCUGGAGCCCUAUAGUUCUUACAAGCUGAAUGUUAGAGUUGUUAAUGGUAAAGGAGAAGGACCAGCAAGCCCAGACAAAGUAUUUAAGACCCCUGAAGGAGUUCCUAGCUCACCCUCCUAUUUGAAGAUUACUAACCCAACACUGGACUCUCUGACUCUGGAGUGGGGUUCACCUACGCAUCCAAAUGGUGUUUUGACAUCAUAUAUACUGAAGUUUCAGCCAAUCAACAACACACAUGAAUUGGGUCCCUUGGUAGAGAUAAGAAUUCCUGCCAACGAGAGCAGCUUGAUAUUAAAAAAUUUAAAUUACAGCACACGAUACAAGUUUUACUUUAACGCACAAACUUCAGUGGGAUCAGGAAGUCAGAUAACUGAGGAAGCAGUAACAAUUAUGGAUGAAGGUAAGAUGGCUGGUAUUCUCCAUCCUGCUGUAGGUGCAGGCAAAGGAUACUCAGAAAUCCUUUUUGAAACCUCCCCAGUCAUGCACACUGUCCGUCCAACAUUCUAUAAGGUUCAACCACUUUAUCCAAGGAUCAGAAAUGUUACAACAGCUGCUGCUGAGACCUAUGCCAAUAUCAGUUGGGAGUAUGAGGGACCAGAUCAUGCGAACUUUUAUGUUGAAUAUGGUGUAGCAGGCAGCAAAGAAGAUUGGAAAAAGGAAAUUGUAAAUGGUUCUCGAAGCUUCUUUGUCUUAAAGGGUUUAACACCAGGAACAGCAUAUAAAGUCCGGGUUGGUGCUGAGGGCCUGUCUGGUUUUAGGAGUUCAGAGGAUGUGUUUGAGACAGGUCCAGCAAUGGCGAGCCGGCAGGUAGACAUCGCUACUCAAGGAUGGUUCAUUGGUCUUAUGUGUGCUGUUGCUCUUCUGAUCUUGAUUUUACUGAUUGUUUGCUUCAUAAGGAGGAAUAAGGGUGGCAAAUAUCCAGUGAAGGAAAAGGAGGAUGCACAUGCUGAUCCAGAAAUACAACCUAUGAAAGAAGAUGAUGGAACAUUUGGUGAAUACAGGUCCAUGUCUGCUUGGACAGGAAAGAAACUGGACAAGGAAAAGAAAAGAAAAGGUAGCUGUACCAAUUCUCCUGAAGCAGACCCUGUCUGUACCAAAGCAAAGUCUGUGAGAUCUGACAGAUCCAACUUCUUCAGAAGGUCAGGGGAUCAAUACUCCAACACCAGAUCAGAGACCUCCUACACUAGGAGGAGGGCUAGGCAGCCUUCAGAGCUGACAAGGGUUAGUUGUAUCUCUGCUUCCCUCUGCCAAGAGGAAAAGAGGUCAGACGAAUGGAAGUACAGGCGUGGCUCUAGACAUCAUGCUUCUGAGCAAAUGAUAAUGGGGUCGGAGAAGGGCUCAGAUUCUCAGGCAGGACAGCCAUCCCCUUUCCAGCAACCCCUCAACUGCAACUCAGUUGGUGGCUCACUGGCAAGGCAGCAUUCUUCUCUCCAGCACUGGUGCAGCCAGACCCCAGACUGCAGCUCAGAUUCAGAAGACACUGAGAGCUUCUGCCCCAAGAAGGUAAGACCUUCUACUGCUCCUCACUUCUCUGAAUCUGAAAAGAAUUCACUAUUGAAAUCUGUAAUUGUGCCUGAGCUAGCUACUGUCUUAAAGGAUGCUUUGACAGCAGCCAGACAAAGUAUAACAUCUGUGGCACAGGUUAGGUCCCAUUCAGUAAAGCAUCCCAGGGUACCAAUUACAGAAGUUCCAGUGGCUCCUUUAGAAGCAUCUGGGAGCAGUUCCCAGACUUUUGAGUCUGACCAUAUGGACAGCUUAAAAGAUCAAACAGCUUUUGGGAAGGAGAAACCUGAGCUUGACGAGGCCUCCUUGGAGGUUGAGUCAGCCCGUGAAGAUGGGGAAGUGGCAUCUGAGUCCCCUACAGAAGAUAAAGAAGGACCAGAUCCUCUGCGUAAAUUUGACAUGGAGAAUCAGAAUUAUCUGUUCAAACACAUAAAGAGGGUGUUAAUGCUAAAAUCUUCCAAAUCUGAGAGUGCUUCAGAAGAACUUCUUAUCCCCUCUGAAGAAGGCAAGGUAGAUAAUGCACUUCCUAUCCAUUCAGCUGUGGAAGAUCUUGUCUGCAGGAUUUGGGGUAAUCCUGAGGCCAAGCAUGAAGCCCCAGCAGUACUACGUAAACUUUAUCCUUUUCCAGGGGAUAAAGCUGCUUUGUGGGGGACCUUGCCUGAGGUAGACAGAGCAUUGGUUACUGGUGAUUCUGUACUGUCAGUGCCUGAUAAUAGAGAUGCGCUCCCUAAAGAUCCUACUGACAAAAAGAUUGAGGAAGCAAUUAAAAGAUCUUUCAAGCUAGUUGCAGCUCAGCUUGGAGUAUCUAUCUACUGCACUUAUGCUUCUAAGGCUUUACUUAUAUGGUUGGAGGAAGAACGAACCAGAUUCAAAAAGAAACGGUUCCCGUCUGCUACCAUGCAGAGGAGACGCAGGCUAUGUAAAAUUGCAGCUAAUUUUAUCCAUGAUGCAGCUGAGGAUUCUCUUAGACUCACUGUUAAAAAUAUGGCAUGCCUCACUGUAGCCUGGAGAACUAUAUGGCUGCGUCCUUGGACCUCAUUGCUAGAUCUAAAAUGUAAACUGCUGUCUUUACCAUACACAGGGGGCAAGCUAUUUGGUGAAUCCUUAGUCCAGAUCAUGAAGGAUUUCUCAGAACACAAAUACUCCUUACAUAAGAUGAAAAAAAAGAGCUCUGUUGGAAGCUGCUCCUUUUCUUAUCCUCACAAGUGUCUGAACUCCUUGCGUUCUCCUCCGAAGUUCAAAGGAGGGAAGGGAAAGUACAAGGUCUCACAGUCAUUCCAUGCCAAGUACAAAAAGACAUCUCACUCUGAGAGAGACACCAGACCAUCGAGAGGAACUUUCUAAGAGCAUAGACUUGCUUCCUACUUUCUCAGGAACUGAGAAGAGUGAAAGAUGGAAAUGUUUCAAUAUUUCUGGACAAGUAAGCCCAGUCCUCAGAAAAUUAGUUGUUUCAAAAUAAAAUUAAAACUAUUAAGUUGCUUAGAUCUUAAUGAGUAAUUAAUACAUACUAGAGAAAUGACAGCUCUUAAUUUUAGGGGAGGUUUUUUCAGAUUCCAUGUCUAAGCUUCUCAGUGGUCUUCGGAUGGCUUGGAUUUGUUUGAAGUUUUGCACUCCUCAACUUCAUCUAAGAGCAUACCUUCCGCAGGACCAGCCAACAUCAGAUUUUUCUACCAUAUCAAACUAAAUAAGGAAAUAAUGGUUUAGGAAAUGCAGAUGUUUCAAGAACCAUGGAAUGACUGUGUGCACUAUGUUCCUGUGACUGGAUUCCUUCACUUUCACAUAGUAAGGGAAAACAGUGCCUCUGUAGCAAACUGCAAUGAGAUAGUAAAUUGUGGACAGUCAAUGCUUACACCAAGCAACUGCAAGAAACAGAAUAAGUAAGACAGAUGUAUAUUUAUUUAAAUUAAAAUAAAAGAUUAUAUAGAGGUCCUGUUCAGGUGUAUACAUCAGCCUAAUUUCCCUCCUGGUCCCUAAAUUGAGAGAAAUUAAGAAGUUAUAACAGCUACAGACCUAUGGGUUUAUAGAUAGGGAGAGACUGGAAGCUUGCGUUUUUUAGUUAACUACAAAGGCAGGACAAAAUUGCAGCAGUCUGCAGAAUGUUCUUAGGAAGACGAAACAGGACAAGGCAACUCUAAUAGUAGGAUUACUAGUGUGGUAACAAAGGAUGUUUGCACAUUUUGUUGAAUUAUUUUGCCUCUUUUCUAAAACAUUUUGACACACACAGUAUCUUUCCUAGAAAUUCUUGGAAAUGCUACAAGAGACUUUCUGGCAGAGAGUUUUGAGAUUGCUAGAUAAUGUAUUACUCUUCCUUCUUGUUCUGAGUUGAUUAACAAUGAGAAUAUGGUUUGUAACUACAACUAUUUUUUUCUCUUGUACUUAAGUUUUAGUGCAGCUUGGGUGUGUUUCCAAAGGGACCUAGCCAUGAUUUGUGCCUCAGCACUGUAAUUCUAAGCUUGGUCCUUUCUAGCACAAGAGAUUAUCUCAGUGGACUGCCUGAAAAACUUAAUAGUCCAGUUGGAUUUGGCACUAGUCUUACUGUGUUCUAAAUUACACACAUGUGCUUUCUUUGACAGUUCUUAUUUUAAUUAUUGAGUAUCUGUGUGAUUGCUUUUUAAAUCAGUACUUGAUUUCCCUUCGUAUAAUUUUCUACCAAAAAUAGAAAGAGUGGAAAGUUGGUUAAAUUUCUCUCAAGCAGAUUUUUCUUUAACAUUUUCACAAGGAGCAAGUCAGGUUCUUUGACUAACAACAUUUUUUUCAACACAUUACCAUUUAAACUAGAGCUAAACCUCCCAGUUUUUCCAGCUUCUACCAGGAUUGAAGAGUGAGUAUUACAGAGAUGUUAAAGAAGAACUACUCAGAAGACUAAUAUAAGUCUUAGCUAAAUAAGAAAUAGUAAAAUGGCUUGAUAUCUGGAUUGAUACAUGUGCAUAAGUGUAUAGGGCAAGCAUUUGUCACCUGCACAGUCCUAACAAGUUAGAAGUGUGAGCAGAAACCUGUUAAGUGUUAGGGCAGAGAUUGCCCUGGAGUGUGCAGGGAAGCCCUAGUGAAAGGUUCUUCUGUGGCUUUACAUGACUGCUUAUACUGCAACAUUUCUCGGCUAUUGACCUGAGGGCACAGAAAAAGGAAUUUACUGCCAACAGUUUUCAUCUGCAUCCUCUUUCUGUGUCCCAUAGCUCAGGAUGUUUUAUCCAUUUUGUUUGGUUUAUGUUGCCUUUGAUAUGACAGUUAUGUUAUAAGGAAAAGCAGUAUAUUGCUAACUGUAUAUUGAGUCUUUUUGCAUGUCCAUGAAUGUGGCAAAGUUUAGUGGGAACUAGUUGCCUGCUGGACUGCAGAGGCAUCGUAAAACUGUCUUCCCCAUUCUGACUGGUUGCUGCAUGCACCCAUAUCUAAGGAAGAAAAAUUGAAAAGUUGAAAGAAGAAAGGAGAUUUCAAGGUACAUAUUUCUCUCAAUAACUGAUGAGCUUGUGAAAUGGAAGUACUUUUUAAAACAAAUAAAUUUGCACUUUGCACUUACAUUGUUACCUUUGUACUUCUUAUCUCUCUUAACAAUUAGCUGCAAGUUUGAUAUUGUUCAUUACACUAAAAAGAAAAAGAAACAUGUAUUCAUAUAUUAGCAAUGAUUCAUGAAUAAUAUUUAAGUCAUGCUUUUAGAGUAUGCUUUAAUAUUAAAUACUGUUCUUACUAAAAGGGCAAGAAGUGUAUGUGGUACAUGUCAGUACUUAUCAAAAUGAUUGGUACAUGAGUCUUCACUGAGAAACUUUCAUCCUUAAAAAGCUACUAGUAUGGAAUUUGUUUAUACAACAAAAAGUAGUAAAAGUAUCACUACACUUAACUUCCAUGACUGCCUGAUCUAAAUAUGGAAUUCAUACCCAUUCUCACAUCUUGUUCGUUUGGUUCCCUUCCAGUCUUGUUUUCUCACUACUAAUUGUAUGCAUUGCAUACGUGACACUUUUCAAAAACUUCUUCAGUUUCUCACUGUAAUUUUAGUCAACCCAAUUUGCACUUUAUUUUUUAUAUCACAAUAUUACAUUAGGUAAGUAUAAAAAUCAGCAAGAAAAACUACAAACAGAAACUAAAAGAAAUUAUUUUUUAUCCUGAUUGCAUUUUGGAAUAGUUUUAUGAACAACUGUAAGCAAGAUUGGCAAAUCUUGAAGGUACCAUAUCAAAAUGUAUUGCUCUAACAUGUUUUUGCAAUAUAAUGUUAUAUAUUCUACAGCCUAAAGUGUUCUAUAGCUGUGUGGGCACCCAUAUUCGUAAUGCAAUUCAGCAGCUUUUGCAGUUUGUUUCUUGGCAGCAAACAGGUAAUACAUUCAUUUCCCCAGAACACCAGAGUGCCUUCUCUGUUUUGCACCCCCAGGGUAACAAAAGUACUGUCCAAAACAUUGAUGUCUUCACUUUUUUCUCCCUCUCCUGUUUGUUAGGAUUUUUUCCUCUUUCUUCCUCAAUUUCUUUUUUUUCCACCCAAAACAUUGUAUUCAUCUAAUACAGGAGUCAUAAUCCAGUUUGAUAAAGAAUAAAUGGUACCAUGGCAUAUGUUUCCUUUUCCUGAACACGGAGCGGAAAGCACCCUGGGUAAUUCCACUUGGUUUUUUGCCAGAGUCUUGGCAAAACCUCUCUCUGGACUUGUGUAGUGCAAGAAGGGAAAGGAAUCCCCAGGUUCACAUUUGAUUUUUGCAUCUGCUGUGACUGUGCUCUCUGAGCAGUGCCCACCUCUGUGCAGAUACACUCCUGGGUAAAUCUGCAGGUUUGUUUGUUUUUAAUUAUAGAGACAGUAGAUUCCACAUCCUUAUUAAAAUAUAGAAAAAUCACAGACACAAUGCAAACAACUGUGUAUUUCUUUAUUAUAUGCCUUAUUAUUUAACUUUGUUUGCAAAAAUAUAAACAAGAAAACCAUAAGAGCAACACAAAGCAGAAGUUCCCAUACUCAAAUUUAUCUAAAUUAUAAAGGAAAAUCAAGCUUUUUAUUGGAUUAAACACAAAAAUGUGGGUACUUUUAAUACAGUGUAUAUAACAAUGGUGUAUUAUUUAUUUAAUGUCUAUUUCAGCCUAGUGAAUUACACUGGCUGGGGUCACAUUGGAUAGGGUCAUACUUUAGAAUAUUUGUACAGAAAUUCAUAAUGAAGUGGAAUAUGGUACAAAUGCAGUUUUAAUUUAUUUUCAUUCCUGUGUAUUAUGAUGUAAUAAUUAUGAAGUUCUUGACCUAAAAUUAGACAACAAAUCAUACAUCAAUGUCUUUUCUUUAAUAGUCUUACCCAGAAAGCAGAUUUGCUUUGAGAGGAGGACUGGUUACUAUUUCAAAGUGAGGGUCUGGUCUUCAUUUGACUUGUAUAGCCUGUUUUAAUAACUCCUAAUACCCUCUGAUGAGGGCAAUGGGGAAACAAUUUUUUGUAUGAGUAUUAAAUAUUCAACUCCAUUUUCAGCCUUUUAAAUAUAGCGUCCGUCCUAAAUGAACUCUCUUCAGUAAUGUCUCUGUAAUCUGUGUUUACAGUGUUAUAAACAUUUUCACUUUGCUGCUGGAUUCUUGAUAUUUUGGAGUACAGUUGUUUAGAUGUUGCUGGCCUGUAUGUUUGCAGCACCAGCGAGCACAGAAGAUCAAUCACACAAUAUUUUUCCUUGUAGCUUGUACACACCAGUAACUAAAAAGUCAAGCCUGAUACUGUCAAGUUCAGACAUCUUGCCUUUGUGUGUGCUUUGAGCAUGAAGGUUUCAUUACAUGUAUAUAAAAGAGAUAUUUCUACCACUUCUUUUCUGAUGUAUACACAGAAUGAUAAAAUCUCUGGUAUGCUUUUUCUGUAAGUAUAUACAUAUUAGAGACAUCCUUCUUUUAGAAUGUGAUCUUCCAAAGCCAAAAAAAGGUGAUGAGAUAAGGAGAAGCAGCUUGAUGGAAAAUAGGUGUAAUGGUUUCCUAACAAUAGUUUCUCAACAAGGCUUUUGUUAGGCAACAAUAUGAUCUGUGUGACCUUGUACAUGCUAUGUAAUAUAUAUAUUACAUCCAUAUAAAUGUAUAUGGUUUCUGCAGAUGUAUAUAUAUGUGUGUGUAUAUAUAUAUAUGGUUUCUCUGGGUGUUCAAAGAUAUUAAUUAGGAAAAAAAGAAAAUGGCUUAUUUGAAGAACUAAGGUAUUGAUUUUUAGGAAUUAGAGGGUUAAAAGAAUUUGUUGAGUAUAUAUGCAUCUAAUAUUCUGGAAAUUGUAAAAUUUAAUUUCAUUUCUUUGAUAUUUUAUACAUUUUUCUUUAUAUUUCCAGAAGUUCUGAGUCUAAAUAAAAACCCCAAACGACUUACUUUUUUUUUGUACACUAUAUGCAAAUAAAGUCACAUAUUCUGUUUAAGACAAGGUAAAUAAUGGCACCCAGAAGUGCGACUGGCAGUAGUGGUUUUUAAUUCAAAAUGCUUUGGAGCUGCUGCUGAAAUCUUCAUCUUGAAACUGAAGUGCAAUGUAGAGGAUUCUGAAAACAGCCCAACUACAUCUAUUUCAUGAAAUACAAACCUACCACAGCUGGAAAUUUAUUUGAGGAUGCUGAUGGUGCUGCAGCUUUUCCAUUGACAAGGAAAGACCACGUUACUUUGCUACAGAAAUCUCUUCUCCCUACCUUUCUUUCCUUUUUCUGUUGUCCUCCAAAUCACUGUCAGAAUGUUAUCAGUUAUGGAGUAGGGUAGAGAGGUAGAUCUGAUAAGAACUGAAAAAGAAUAAGCAUGCGCUAAACUCCUCAAUUCUAGCUACUGUAAGCUAAAUUGUUGCUUUACCUGUAAUACAGUAAAUAUUUUAACAAUUUUAAGAGCAACUUACUAUUGAUAAAAUACUGAUCACUAUCAGGAUAUGGACUUUGCUUUUCU